GUCCCUGGCUGCUGCUGGCUCGAGCGCAGCGAGGGGGCGAUCUGUCAAAACAGGAAGUGAGGAGUAAACCAGUUAUAUUUUAAUGUUUUUAAUAUUUAAUACAAUAAGUUAAGAAAUUAAGAGAUUGGUCCGUGACCGGAGUAAAAGCAGCCAGGGCUCUGACAGCAUACCCGGGCUCUCCUCUGGACGGUGCAGCGUUGCUGGGAGGUGGGAGUCUGAGCAGAAGGCUUAACGUUAGCACGGGAACGGCUAUCUAGGUGCUGUUAGCACGGGAAGGUAGGGGCUAAGUAGCUGGUGUUAGCACGGGAAGCUAACGGCUAGUAGCUGGUGUUGUGGAUGUGGACCGACCACCACUAACGGAGACCCUCCGAGAGGGGAAGACCACCGCCUCGGGUACGGCCCUUCAGCUCCGAGACGAACCCUUCUUAGCUAGCAUCUGGUUGCUAGUUAGCCUCGGCUGCUAUCGGCGCCGUGGAGCCAGGCAUGGAGGGGGCGAUGGUCUCCACCUGCAGCCGGGAUCAGCGCCUCCAGCUCGGCGGCGGAGCGGACGUCCUCCGCCCCUGACUCCUGACGCCUGACUGCUGCUGCUGCAAUUUUUUUGUUUUAUUUUUGUUUUAUUAUUAUUCGCAAGGCACUGGUAUGAAAUAAUAUAAUCUGGAGAAGAUGGAUUCAAACCCGCUGAUCAAUGCCAUGGACCCCUCCAUCACCCUGUGGCAGUUCCUGCUCCUCCUGCUGGACGACGCCAGCCAGCGCCACCUGAUCACCUGGACGGGGGAGGACGGGGAGUUCAAGUUGCUGGACGCGGAGGAGGUGGCCCGCCUCUGGGGCCUGCGCAAGAACAAAAACAACAUGAACUACGACAAGCUGAGCCGCGCCCUCAGAUACUACUAUGACAAGAACAUCAUCAAGAAGGUGAGCGGCCAGAAGUUUGUUUAUAAGUUUGUGGGCCAGCCGGACAACCUGCUGCUGGACGUGCUGAGGGGGGGAGACGAGAGGCGGGACCCCUUGGACCCCAACAGCCAAUCCAAGAGCCCCGGGGAAGGGGCAAACAGCUGUCCAUCAAAGGGCCUGAUGCAGCGCACGUCGCCUAGCAACACCCAGAAGAGCUGUCGUAACGACUACAUGAAGUCGGGGCUGUACUCCACCUUCACCAUCCAAUCCCUGCAAAACGCUCCUCCGGCUCGGCCAAUCAAAGCAGAGCUGCUCCUCUCACAGGAACCCUCUGCUAAGGCAACCAGGACGCUGAGAGAGGUGGGUGUGCUUUCAGAGUCCUCCCAGCCACUAGGGGCAGCCAGUGGAGAAGGUCUUCAGGUGAUGGUGAGCCAGUGCUCUCCAGUCCCCACCCCGGCCCCCAGCCCCCAGCUGGCCGCCAGCAGCACCGCCCGCACCCAGACUGCUGCUGCUCCUCCUCCUCCUCCUCCUCUCUCCGAGCCCCCCCACAUCUACCUGACCAGCGUCACAGACUCCCUCACCCCGCUUCUCCCCCUGGCUCCUCCGCCCAGGACCUCUCCCCUCCCCCCGGCGGUGGACGAGAGGGUCGGCACGCCUCCUCCUCCCCCCACUCCGGUCUUUGUCGUCAUUAAGUCUGCUCCUCCUCAGCACCAGGCUGCCAUGGCGACCGGGCCUUCCACCGCUGCCCCUCCCCUUAUGGUGGCUCCUCCCCCGGUCAUCAAGGAGGAGAUCCUGCCCUCCGAGGAGGAGCUGCUGGGGAUGGUGACCCUGGAGGAGAAGGAGGAGGAGUGCGGAGCAGACGACGGAGACCCGCCGCUCUCCAUAGUAGAGCCGGCCCCUCCUCCCUGCCCCCGCCGGGACCCCCCCUCAGAAUCUUCGGCGGGGCUUCCUGCAGGUGUUCGGGCGGGGCUGACGGAGGCGGGGCUUCCUGCAGGUUUUCGGGCGGGGCUGACGGAGGCGGGGCUUCCUGCAGGUUUUCGGGCGGGGCUGACGGAGGCGGGGCUUCCUGCAGGUUUUCGGGCGGGGCUGACGGAGGCGGGGCUUCCUGCAGGUUUUCGGGCGGGGCUGACGGAGGCGGGGCUUCCUGCAGGUUUUCGGGCGGGGCUGACGGAGGCGGGGCUUCCUGCAGGUGUUCGGGCGGGGCUGAUGGAGGCGGUCCCUCCCAGAACCAAGAAGCCGCGGGGCCUGGAGCUCCCCUCCUCCACCUCCCUGCUGCACCCGGGACUCUCCGUGGACAAGGUCAACGCUGCGGUCAACAGCCUGCUGGCUCCAGGCUGCGGCUCCAACACACUGACCCCCUCCGUCAUCACCUCCCACUCUCUGACUCCAGUGCUCUUGACCCCCAGUCCUCUCCCGUCUACGAUUCACUUCUGGAGCACCUUGUCCCCCAUCGCCCCUCGCUCCCCCGCCAAGCUGUCCUUCCAGUUCCCCACCAACGGCUCCAACCAGAUCCACAUCCCCGCCCUCAGCGUGGACGGACUGUCCACCCCCGUCGUGCUCUCUCCCGGUCCCCAGAAGCCCUGAGCUGCAGCCCCCCUCUCUGGGCAGGGCCUGGCAGGAGAGUCCCAGGCCUUGGUGGAGGCCUUGGUGGAGCCCUGAAAGGAGGCGUUUGAUUGGCUGUCAGUGGUCGUGAGCGGACAGGAAGGAGAAGGUCUCCUCGCCUAACCUCGGCCGUCUUUAGCGUCAUGGUGGAGUCCUGGAGCGCUAGGCAGCUAGCCUAGCCCCGGAGCGCUAGCUGGAUGCUAGAGUGUGUUGGCCUGAUUCAUGCUAACCUGGGAGCUAAGGUUCAGAGGAUCCACAACAUGGGAGAGGCCUAGCGGGAUGCUAACACCUAGCUUGAGUCCGGACGACUGGCUACUAUGCCAACUCAAUCAAGCUAACGCUGGAACCAUUUAAUGUUAUUUCUUUUUUGUCUUUGUUUUAGUUGGUUCUUUUUUUUACGUUAUUUAUUUCAUAUUUCAGCCCAUAAGACCUUGUAAGUUUGAAUCUGAAGAUUGCCUCAGUCUUCACGUUUACACAAAGCCCUCACCUUACCCUAAAGCCCCCCCCCCCCCCCCCCAGAGGCCUGUUGAUUGGCUAUCAUGCAAGCCCCGCCCUAAUGCCCUGACCAAAGGCCUGUUUAUUGGCUGUCCGUUUAUAUAGCCCCGCCCCAAUGCCCUCACCACAGGCCUGUUUAUUGGCUGUCGUGCCAGCCCCGCCCUAAUCACCUUCUGCUGGAACUGUCAAUCCAUGCUGUUCGUUAAUUGCUGAUCCUAGGAUAUCUGGCCCCCUAUUGGAGCAGCCAGAGAUAUGAACCAGCCAAUCACGGCCGUCCUGGGCUGUGCAGGACAGCAGAGGAGCUCAGCGUUUGUACCAACGUUUCUUACUCUAGACAGCGUUUUAUAAAGAACAUUUAGAGAGGUUCUGCCCCUCGGGAUGGGGGUGGGGGGGGGGGGGGGUGGAUGAUAGAGGAAGCUGCUCGUCAUACCCCGGCACACAGUGCUGCCCCCGGUGGCGGGAGAGGGCAGUGAAGACUUUUAUAGCCAGGUUUCUGGUUGUCGUUGUUGUUGUGGUUUUUAAACACUGACGGAGGCUUAAUCUCCGGUUGCCAUGGUGACCUGACUGUUGUUGUUGUUGUCGUUGCUAUGUUUGUUCGGGGAGGAUGUUUCCUCUAUAAUCCAGUACCUGAGGCCAAGGUGAGUCCACGACUAGGGGUCAUCGUUCAGCUGUUGCAUAGCAACCACCCGCCUAGGUGCGAGAGCCAAAAUGGCUGCCACUCUUAUCUAACCCCUUCUUCCUCUCCUCUGUCUCCCCCUAGUGGUGGUUUGAAGAGCUGCUCAUGAAUAGAGUCGGGGACCAAAGAGUCCAACUGAUGCUCCUCCUUGAUUUAUUUACACAUCUGGUCUUUAAGGAUCAGAAUUGUGUGGUAAUGUCUGAUGGGUCUUUAGUACUCGGAUUGUUUAAUAAUGUCUGAUUGGUCUUCAAGCACUAUAUUUUAGUAAUGUCUGAUUGUUCUUAAACGACUAGGAUCGUUUAGUAAUGUGUGAUUGAUCUUUAUGGACUAGGAUUGUUUAGUAAUGUCUGAUUGGUCUUAAACGACUAGGGUCGUUUAGUAAUGUCUGAUUGGUCUUAAACGACUAGGGUCGUUUAGUAAUGUCUGAUUGGUCUUAAACGACUAGGAUCGUUUAGUAAUGUCUGAUUGAUCUUUAUGGACUAGGAUUGUUCAGUAAUUUCUGAUGGUCUUUGAAGCGUUGGAGCAUUUAGUCAAUGUCUGAUGUUCUUUAAGGACUAUCGUUGGGUAAUGUCUGGUCUUUAAGAACUAUUGUUUGGUAAUGUCUGAUUGGUCUUUGGGGACUAUCGUUUGGUAACGUCUGAUUGGUCUUUAAGGACUAUCGUUUGGUAAUGUCUGAUCGGUCUUUAAGGACUAUUGUUUGGUAAUGUCUGAUAGGUUUUUAAGGACUAUCGUUUAGUAAUGACUGUUCUGUGCUCUGAGCAUGACUAACAUUUACAAUCUAUUUUUGUACAAGCGACUAGACGGUUCUUCAUGUACAUACGACCGUCAAUUCAUACAGAGAUGUUUAUGGGAUCAUUUGAAAAGUAUAAAGCCUUAAUUUUAAAAGGAAAAGUAUGCCAGAUAUAUAUAUUAAAUGUUAAGAUUUCUUCACGAUGUGCAUCUAUUAAGGCAGGUGUGCUGUGAUAGUGACAAGCCAUUGGUUCUUCAAAGUAAAAGCGUGAACCUUGAUGGGUUCGGCUCAUCAAGGUCAUGACUGUCAAGCUAACUGCACCAGCAACAUGAGGGAUGUUCUUUGUUUACAUGAGAAGGUGGGGUUCACGUUGCCUGCGUUCUGGGACUUAUGAAAUGUACAAUGUCUGUAGCUGCACUUUUAUUGGAACACCUGGGGUUGAAAUGUCGAAGUGUUGUUGAGAGGGUUAAAGUUCACCCUCACGUUCCUCUGAGACUGUUCUCUACUGUAAUCUUUCUGGUCUAAACCACAGAGUCUACUCCCACUCCCUGUAACUAUGGAGACCUGGUCUAAACCACCUCCUGCUACCACAGAAACCUAGCCUACACCCAUUCCCUGUUACCACGGAGACCAAAACCACCUCCUGUUAGCACAGAGACCUGGUCUACAACCACUCCCUGUAACCAUGGAGACCUGGUCUACGCCACCUCCUGUUACCAUGGAGACCACAACCACUCCCUAUAACCAUGGAGACCUGUUGUAAACCAACUCCUUUUACCAUAGAGACCCCCCUCCUGUUACCAUGGAGACAACAACCACGUCCGGUUACAGUGGAGACGGCAACCCCCUCCUGUUACCAUGGAGACCGGCUCUACGACCCCCUCCUGUUACCAUGGAGACCCCAACCCCCUCUGUGGUGGAAUGCCGGAUGAGAGGCUGAUGUUCUGGGGGACCAGAGAUGCAUCAGUGUAUCCAAUCACAGUACAGACAUUUAACUAUCACCUGAUUGGCCAGGAGGGGUGACGUUGUGAUUGGUGUAAAUAGAGAAGCUGUAAUUUUGUGUCCGUACAAAACCAACGAUGGCUGCAAGCUAUUCCUGAUGUCUUGUUUCUGUGGCCUAUCGUUGCUGUCAGAUGUGCAUGACCCCGCCCCUCCCUGGCCCCUAUUGGCUGGCUGGGGGUUUAUUGAUGAUGGGGGCGGGGUUAACUAUAUUUUUCUGAGAUGUUCCAGAGCUUAAGAUAAAUGAUUUUUUUAUGUCAUAGAGGACAAAUAAAAAUGACUUGGCGCUCUC
Messenger RNA from Gadus macrocephalus (Pacific cod), 5685 nucleotides. RefSeq names its product ETS transcription factor ELK1 (gene elk1). Bases 664 to 2475 code for a protein of 603 amino acids. NCBI's taxonomy places the organism in Eukaryota, Metazoa, Chordata, Actinopteri, Gadiformes, Gadidae. Gene Ontology annotation, molecular function: sequence-specific DNA binding; DNA-binding transcription factor activity, RNA polymerase II-specific. Gene Ontology annotation, biological process: regulation of transcription by RNA polymerase II; cell differentiation. The record is from RefSeq and is a predicted model, not a curated record. The transcript is spliced from 11 exons. Gene Ontology annotation, cellular component: nucleus.